CUUGGGUAAGCAAGAAUUAUUAGGCACUUUUUUAAAGAUAUUGUAGCUUGAGAAUAAAAUGAGACCACUGCUCGAAAUUUGUGUUGAUUCUUUUGAAUCGGCUAUGGCUGCCAUACGGGGAGGAGCAGACCGACUCGAGCUUUGCGCUGCCUUAAGUGAAGGUGGUUUAACGCCUUCCAUUGGACUCCUCUGUGAAAUACGUGACUAUCUUGGUCGUGAAGCCACCAAUCGCGAGCUACCGAAGCUAUACGCAAUGAUACGCUGUCGCCGAGGUAGCGAUUUUUGCUAUAGCGAACCGGAAAUGCGAAUCAUGAUACACGAUCUAAGACUUCUCGCUGAAGCUGGAGCCGAUGGCUUUGUUUUUGGAGCACUAACCGACGGCGGGCAGAUUCAUCGUGAGCACUGCCAGCGAAUAGCUGCCGAAGCACUGAUUGCUAAGAAACCGUUGACAUUCCAUCGAGCUUUCGAUUGUACGAAUCGUGAGCGAAUGGCUGAUACUUUGGAAGUCCUUGCCUCGCUAGGUUUCAGUACGGUUUUGACCAGUGGGUUCGAAACGACUGCACUGGCCGGCGUGGAAGCCAUUGCUCGAACCAUCGAAUUGGCUGCAGAAAUUGAAGCUAAGCACGGCACAUCAAUUGGGAUUAUGCCUGGAUCGGGCGUUAGUCCGAGUAAUGUGCGGGAGAUAAUAGAGAAAACCAAAUGCACGGCAAUUCACGCCUCAGCUAGGUCUGUAAAAAGAUCGAACCAACUGAUUUCCCUGUCAAUGGGUGGAGGCACUGCUGAUAGUGAAGGAUUGAUGGUUUGCGAUGAAACCAUUGUUCGGGAUAUUAAAAAGAUAGCAGAUGCAUAGUUUUCCUUUUUUAGCCAAAAUACAACAAUGGGAAAUCAUAGUAAUUACAAAUUAGUAUAA
Messenger RNA from Sabethes cyaneus, 910 nucleotides. Its product is annotated as copper homeostasis protein cutC homolog. Bases 59 to 850 code for a protein of 263 amino acids. The transcript is spliced from 2 exons. NCBI's taxonomy places the organism in Eukaryota, Metazoa, Arthropoda, Insecta, Diptera, Culicidae. The record is from RefSeq and is a predicted model, not a curated record. Gene Ontology annotation, molecular function: copper ion binding.